Messenger RNA from Auanema sp. JU1783, 339 nucleotides. NCBI's taxonomy places the organism in Eukaryota, Metazoa, Nematoda, Chromadorea, Rhabditida, Rhabditidae. The record is from the annotation of a GenBank genome assembly.
AUGCCAGGUGGCUGGAUGGCACAGAAACCUGGAGAUAAACAAUAUAUGGAUAUUGCUUGGGAAGCAGUAGGAAAGGUUAAUGAAGAUGCAAAGAGCAACGGUCUGUCUAAUUCUGCUCUUAUUCCAAAAAAAGUUCUCUCGGCUGAGUCACAAGUUGUUGCGGGGAUAAAAUAUGAAGUCUUAGUUGAAUAUGUAGAUUCAACCUGUUCUAUUGAUACCAUCCCUAAGAAAACAACAUGUCGGGAAAAAAGUGGAAACGGAAAGACCUACGAAUAUAUCGUUCAAAAGUACGAGCGAGCAUGGGAUAACGUUAACGAGAUCACAGUAAGCAGACCAUAA